This is a messenger RNA of Cucumis sativus (cucumber), 1960 nucleotides long. RefSeq names its product inactive protein RESTRICTED TEV MOVEMENT 2. The coding region runs from base 788 to 1855 and encodes 355 amino acids. The record is from RefSeq and is a predicted model, not a curated record. The transcript has 2 exons. Gene Ontology annotation, biological process: protein folding; protein complex oligomerization; response to hydrogen peroxide. Lineage: Eukaryota; Viridiplantae; Streptophyta; Magnoliopsida; Cucurbitales; Cucurbitaceae.
AGAAUUUUAAUAUGAAGAACCAAUCAUAAAUGUCUAAAUGCAAAACCUCAUUAGUUCGAAUCUUAUGGACUUUGUAUCAGUACAAAAAUGCAACAACAGAACAAUCAAAACGGCAUUAAAGCAAAAAAAGAAGAAAAGAGAAACGUCAGCCGCCUAAUCAUGUGUAGCCAAAUCAAAGAACAACAGAGAAAGAAAAGGGAAAGAAACAAAAGAGCUACUCGAACUCAAAGCCUCUAAGGAAAAACAUAAGCUAUUAUCAAUCAGCUAAGACCAUUUCACAAAUACCCCUCAAUUCCAUUAGACGAUAUAACGCUAAAUUCCAAACAAUCAACCUCAGUUCCGUUCGUAUUUGUUUAUCUAAAUAGUCAUAUUUGGUUAUAUUUUUAAUUCAUUUGAAAGCCAUAUGAAAGUGAUUAAUUUAAAAUCACUUUCGGAAUUUAAAAUAAUAUGAUAUUGAAAAUUCAGGGUUAAGGAAAAGUGUUUAAGAGAAAUAAACAAAAAGAAUCUUCACUUAACCAAUGAAGUAAUCCAAGUAACCGCCAUGGCCAAAGAAGCACAAAGAAAGCUUCAACCGAAGGAAUUACUAAUCCCAAAGAAAUUCCUAUUUGGCGAUCGCAACUUCAGAAAGCGGCGAUUUGAAGUCAAGAUUUCGAAUCAAUAUCCAAACACACCAAAAUCCCUUUUGGAAAAUAUAUAAAUAUCUUACGAAGAAAAUGCCUGCAACAGAACACAUCCGAACAAAGCUUGAAUUACAAUUACCUGAGAAGAAAGUCGAAGCGCAACGGCCAUGGAUCCUUCUUCUUCUGCUAAAAAAUUCGAGGAAUUCGAGCCGCGAUUUGAUUGGGUUGAUCAUCCUGAUUCUCGUGUUCUCGUCGUUCACCUCUCAGGUUUCAGAAGCAACCAACUGAAAGUUCAGGUAACGUCCACCGGAAAGCUGAGAGUCUCCGGCGAACGGAAGCUCAGCAGCGGCAAGUGGCUUCGAUUCCAAAAGGAAAUCGAUAUCCCCGCCGACGCAGACACCGACAAUAUCUCUGCCAAAUUGGAGCAAGGCGUUCUCUACGUGAAACAGCCCAAGAAACCCUCCGCCACCUCUUCCAACAUCCCACCGGUUCAGCAACCCAAGCCCAAGGCUCAAUCCCAACCGCCGCCCUCCGCCACAAAACCCACUGCCGACCCACCAACUGUUCGACCAAAUACUCCAAAGAGCCAAAACGAGAGACCCGAGCCUCCAAAGCCCGCUGCUACAGAAACCACUGUCGCCCCACCAACUGUUGGACCAAAUGCCCCAGAGAGCCAAAACGAAAGAGCCCAAAUUCCAUACAUAAAAACCAAUGUCAAAAACUACGCACCAAGCCAAAACGACAGGCCUCAAUCACAAGCAAGUGGGAAACAAAUCCCCACACCUCCAAAGCCAGAGAAGGCAACCGGAGCACCCGCGAGGAUCCCAAAACCCGAGAAGACAUCUUCCAUGGGCAGUGGACAGCCAGUUGAAGAUUUAGGUAAGAAGGAAAAAACAGAGGAGAAGGGAAAAGCACAUACAAAACUACGGGAUGCUUUGGAGAAGACAAGAGAAGAAGGUAAAGAAGAAGAAGGUGAGUCAAAAAUGGAGGAGAAGGAUGAGAAGGGGAAAGAAGAAGUUGGAGAAGAGAAGAGGAGGAGGAGGAGGAAGAGAAGGAGUGAGGAAAUGGGAGAAGAGAGUGGAAGAUUGAGAAGAAGAGAAGGAUACAAACAGGUUAUUGAUGUUGUGGUGAAGGAAUUAAGAACAAAUAUGGUGACUUUGGCUUUGGGGAUUGCUGCUUUUGUGGUUCUGUAUCUGAAUCUUUCAAAGAACGGUCACAUGGAGGAAGAGUUGUGAAGAAGGUAUGAAUGAAUGAAAUUCUAAUUUAUGAGUUAACAAUCAAAUAUGUGAAAGAGAUUACUCAAAGAGACAUGAAAUAAAAUUGUUAUAUUUGCAACAAUC